Messenger RNA from Lindgomyces ingoldianus, 946 nucleotides. RefSeq names its product translational machinery component. Gene Ontology annotation, molecular function: structural constituent of ribosome; mRNA 5'-UTR binding; small ribosomal subunit rRNA binding. Lineage: Eukaryota; Fungi; Ascomycota; Dothideomycetes; Pleosporales; Lindgomycetaceae. The transcript has a single exon. Gene Ontology annotation, biological process: ribosomal small subunit assembly; translation; maturation of SSU-rRNA from tricistronic rRNA transcript (SSU-rRNA, 5.8S rRNA, LSU-rRNA). Gene Ontology annotation, cellular component: mitochondrial small ribosomal subunit; ribosome. The coding region runs from base 99 to 752 and encodes 217 amino acids. The record is from RefSeq and is a predicted model, not a curated record.
GCACAGACCAUAUCAAAAACCUCAGAUGCCGAGCCCUUCGAUGGCCUUCCGUCCCUUUGCCGCUGCAAUUGGCGCAUCGCCAACUGAACCCUCCAGACAUGGCUCACCCAACAUCCUUGCGGGCAUUCCGCCCUCUGAAAUUCUCCAUCUGUGCCUCAUGCCGGUCGAAGGCGCUCUUCCAAUCUCCCUCCUCCCUCCGACCCUUCGGUUCCACUGCUCAUGCCCCAGCGAAAGAGAGCAUCGAUGUGGAUGACGUGAUGAGAAGAAUCGACAAUAGUUUCCAACGCACCCCGGGCACUUACGAAAACAUGAUUCCCCCGACGGGCCAAGUGAAUCCCUUGCUCUACCAAAACCUCCAGAGAAGAGAGUGGGAAGAAGAACCCCGGCAUCAUCUCCACAUCUACGCAACCAAGCACAACACGCACAUUACGCUUACAAAGCCCAAUCGGAACGCCCUGAUAUCUGUAUCUUGCGGGAAUAUUGGGUUCAGGAAAGCCGGAAGGGGCACCUAUGAUGCGGCGUAUCAGCUCGCGGCCUUCGUCAUGAGCAGGAUUCAGGACAAGGGUCUGCUGGUGGAUAUCCAGAAGAUGGAGGUCAUCUAUCGGGGGUUUGGGCCAGGUCGAGAAGCUGUCACGAAGGCGAUUCUCGGCAGUGAAGGAAGGAAGAUUCGCGAUAAGAUUAUUCGAUUGUCUGAUGCAACGAGGCUGAAAUUCGGUGGAACGAGGAGUCCGGCUCCAAGAAGAUUGGGCUGAGAGGGGCUUUGGAUCCUUGUGUGCGUAUGUAACCCUUUUUGGUGGAUUCUACGCCCCAAACACGGCCCAGCGGCAUAUACAUAUCUGUACAGUACGCAAUCAUGAGGGGAAUGAGGCCGUCCAGAACUCGACGAAGAAUUUCAAUGCAGAGGGGUUCGUUCUGGCCACUGUAUAUCACAACAAUUCAAGUGCAU